This is a messenger RNA of Alternaria ethzedia, 1704 nucleotides long. RefSeq lists its product as uncharacterized. The transcript is spliced from 2 exons. NCBI's taxonomy places the organism in Eukaryota, Fungi, Ascomycota, Dothideomycetes, Pleosporales, Pleosporaceae. Gene Ontology annotation, molecular function: oxidoreductase activity, acting on paired donors, with oxidation of a pair of donors resulting in the reduction of molecular oxygen to two molecules of water. Gene Ontology annotation, biological process: lipid metabolic process. The record is from RefSeq and is a predicted model, not a curated record. Gene Ontology annotation, cellular component: membrane. Bases 1 to 1704 code for a protein of 567 amino acids.
AUGGCCGCCCAGGCAGACAGGAAGUCAAGAGUCUUCAGUCGAAGAGAGAUCGAGGCCCAAAUCGCCAAUGGACGCUCAAUUGUCAUCGUAGACGGGAAGGUCUUGAAGGUGGACGCAUGGCUGCCCUAUCACCCAGGCGGUGACAAGGCCAUCGCGCACAUGGUGGGACGAGAUGCCACAGACGAAGUCACUCGAUUCCACUCUGCGCAGACGCUCGAGCUCAUGAAUCGCUACCAAGUCGGCCGUAUCGAAGGACGAUGGACCAACUUUCUGCCGCCGAUACAGGGAGGAAAGUUCCGGACACAGGAAGAGCUGGAUAGACUCUCAGAGGAGGAGUACAUGGAAUCAUGCUCCUCUUCAGAACAGGAUACUGUUAGUUCAGCCUCCUCGGCAAACAGCAGCCCGCUCUUCGAACCAGCAGAUCGGCCGUCUGCUUCGAUGCGCAAGCGCAACGGAGCCGAUGUAACCAGGGCUUCCUCGAGCUCAAGCGUCUCAUCGGUCGAGCUAGAUGACAGGGUCACUCCGAAGAUGACAGUGCUUGACAGGCGGACUCAAGAAGAGCUGGAUUUCGACAAGGCCAAAUACCCGUCCCUGGACCCGGCCACUCAAGAUCGGAUCACUCAAAAAUACCGCGACUUGCAAGUGCGCAUAAAGCAAGAAGGCCUCUACGACUGCAAUUACACUGCUUACGGUAUCGAAUGCCUACGCUAUGGGUCUUUCUUGGCCGCUUUCAUAUUCCUGCUGACGAAGGGGUGGUACAUCACCAGUGCCAUACCACUUGCGUGCUUUUGGCACCAGCUCACGUUCACAGUCCAUGAUGCUGGACACAUGGGUAUUACGCACGACUUCACGACCGACUCGACCAUCGCAAUGUUCAUCGCCUCCUACUUGGGCGGUUUAAGUGCCUGUUGGUGGAAAUACAGCCACAACGUUCACCAUCUCGUUACCAACCAUCCCGAACACGACCCUGACAUCCAAUACAUUCCUUUCUUCGCUAUCACUCAUCGGUUCAUGGAGAGUCUCACUACAACCUUUUACGAGUGGGCCAUGGAAUACGACGCAUUCGCAAAGGUCAUGAUCCCGCUACAGCACUACACAUAUUACCCGAUCAUGAUGGUAGCGCGUUUCAAUCUUUACAGACUGUCCUGGAUGUAUUUGCUCCUUGGAAAGGGGCCCAAGAAAGGACCAGCUUGGUGGCACCGAUAUUUCGAGAUGGUGGGCAUGUCGUUCUACUGGACUUGGUUCGGCUAUGGAGUCGUGUACAAGACCAUACCCGACAACUGGAGCCGCUUCUGGUUCGUCUUGAUUGCCCACGCCGUUACGUCGCCGCUCCACGUGCAGAUCACGCUGUCUCAUUUCGCUAUGAGUACGGCAGAUUUGGGUAUCCAUGAAUCCUUUGCGCAGAAGAUGCUUCGUACGACGAUGGAUGUUGACUGCCCGCAAUGGUUGGAUUUCUUCCAUGGUGGCCUGCAGUUCCAGGCUAUCCACCACCUGUAUCCGAGAAUCCCUCGGCACAAUCUGAGGCAGACCCAAAAGUUGGUGCAGGAGUUUUGUAACGAGGUGGACAUACCGUAUGCGUUGUACGGUUUCCUGGAUGGUAACAAGCAAGUCGUUGGGCGACUGGCUGAUGUAGCCAGGCAGGCUGCUAUUUUCGCUGAAUGCCAGAGGACCAUUGCUGCGGAGGGAGAUUAUGGAAUGCAUUGA